AUGCAGGCCCCCAGUCGGUGGUGUCGCUGGGCCAGUCUGCCCUGCCCCAGCAUGCGGGAGGCGGCCUUCAUGUACAGCACAGCAGUGGCCGUCUUCCUGGUCAUCCUGGUGGCUGCACUGCAGGGCUCGGCUCCCCCUGAGAGCCCCUUCCUCUACCACAUCCCCCUGGACCCCGAGGAGUCCCUGGAGCUCUCAUGGAAUGUCAGCUACCCCCAGGAGGCCAUCUUCUUCCAGCUCCUGGUGAAGCAGCUCAAGGCUGGAGUCCUGUUUGGGAUGUCCGACCGUGGCGAGCUUGAGAACGCAGACCUCGUGGUGCUCUGGACCGAUGGGGACACUGCUUAUUUUGCGGACGCCUGGAGUGACCAGAAGGGGCAGAUCCACCUGGAUCCCCAGCAGGACUACCAGCUGCUGCAGGUGGAGAGGACGCCAGAAGGCCUGGCCCUGCUUUUCAAGAGGCCCUUUGGCACCUGCGACCCCAAGGAUUACCUCAUUGAGGACGGCACAGUCCACUUGGUCUACGGGAUCCUGGAGGAGCCAUUCCUGUCACUGGAGGCCAUCAACAGCUCAGGCCUGCGGACGGGGCUACAGAGGGUGCAGCUCCUGAAGCCCAAUAUCACCUUCCCGGCCACGCCCUCAGACACGUACGCCAUGGAUAUCCACGCUCCCGAUAUCCAGAUCCCCAACCAGGUGACCACGUACUGGUGCUACAUCCACGAGCUUCCCGAGGGCUUCCCUCGGCACCACAUUGUCAAGUACGAGCCCAUCAUCACCAAGGGCAACGAGGCCCUCGUGCACCACAUGGAAAUCUUCCAGUGCGCCCCCGAGAUGGACAACGUCCCCCACUUCAACGGGCCCUGUGACUCCAAGAUGAAACCUGACCGCCUCAACUACUGCCGCCACGUGCUGGCUGCCUGGGCCCUGGGUGCCAAGGCAUUUUACUACCCGGAGGAAGCCGGCAUUGCCUUCGGGGGCCCUGGGUCCUCCAGAUACGUCCGCCUGGAAGUUCACUACCACAACCCGCUGGUGAUAGAAGGACGGCGCGACUCCUCAGGCAUCCGCUUGUACUACACAGACAAGCUGCGGCGCUUCAAUGCGGGGAUCAUGGAGCUGGGACUGGUGUACACGCCAGUGAUGGCUAUUCCGCCGCGGGAGACUGCCUUCGUCCUCACUGGCUACUGCACAGACAAGUGUACCCAGUUGGCACUGCCUCCCUCCGGGAUCCACAUCUUCGCCUCUCAGCUCCACACACACCUGACUGGGAGAAAGGUGGUCACGGUGCUGGCCCGGGACGGCCGGGAGUGGGAGAUCGUGAAUCAGGACAAUCACUAUAGCCCUCACUUCCAGGAGAUCCGCAUGUUGAAGAAGAUGGUGUCGGUCCAUCGGGGAGAUGUGCUCAUCACGUCCUGCACGUACAACACGGAAGACCGGGAGCUGGCCACAGUGGGCGGCUUUGGGAUCCUGGAGGAGAUGUGUGUCAACUAUGUGCACUACUACCCCCAGACGCAGCUGGAGCUCUGCAAGAGUGCUGUGAACGCUGGCUUCCUGCAGAAGUACUUCCACCUUAUCAACAGGUUCAACAAUGAGGAGGUCUGCACCUGCCCUCAGGCGUCCGUGUCUCAGCAGUUCGCCUCUGUUCCCUGGAACUCCUUCAACCGCGAAGUACUGAAGGCCCUGUACGCCUUCGCGCCCAUCUCCAUGCACUGCAACAAGUCCUCAGCUGUCCGCUUCCCGGGUGAAUGGAACCUGCAGCCCCUGCCCAAGGUCAUCUCCACGCUGGAAGAACCCACCCCACAUUGCCCCACCAGCCAGGGCCGAAGCCCUGCCGGCCCCACCAUUAUCAGCAUUGGUGGGGGCAAAGGCUGA
Macaca mulatta (Rhesus monkey) is the source of this 1863-nucleotide messenger RNA. RefSeq names its product dopamine beta-hydroxylase (gene DBH). The record is from RefSeq and is marked provisional. Lineage: Eukaryota; Metazoa; Chordata; Mammalia; Primates; Cercopithecidae. Gene Ontology annotation, molecular function: copper ion binding; dopamine beta-monooxygenase activity. Gene Ontology annotation, biological process: octopamine biosynthetic process; norepinephrine biosynthetic process; dopamine catabolic process. Gene Ontology annotation, cellular component: secretory granule membrane.